AUAAGCCACUUCGACUGGAAGUACAUAUAAAACGGAUGCUCCAGAAGAGGGAUGAGCUGAGUUAGUGGUGUAGAGGUUCAUAAGUUAGUGUAGCAAAAGCCCCCGACAAAAUUAUGCGAGCGAUCGUACUCGUUACCCUGGCCUUGGUGGUCAUGACCGCCACGGCUGCUUCCGUUUCCCGCCGGGUUCCCAACAAGGAACUGAGCCGUACCCUGAUGCAGCAGGUCAUGACCAAGCGGUUCUCGUCGACCAAACCUGCCGUUGACGACCCCGCCAAGCGAAUCGUGAUCGAGAACUUCUUCACGACCCGUGUCGAUCACUUCAACUCGCAGAACACGGCCGAGUGGACCUUGCGGUACUUUGCCGUCACCGAUUACUACAUGCCCGGAGGACCAAUCCUGAUCUUCCUCGGGGGUAACCAACCAAUUCUUACCUCGAUGGUUGAUGAAUCGACCCUGAUCUAUGACAUGGCCCGGGAGAUGAACGGCGCCGUCUAUGCUUUCGAAUCUCGUUUCUACGGCCAGAGCUUUGUCACGGAGGACGCAAGCACCGAAAACUUGAGCCUCUUGAACACCGACCAGAUUCUGGCUGAUCUGGCUGAGUUCGUCCAAUACUUGAAGCGAGAUGUCUUGAAGAACCCGAAUGCCCCCGUUAUGGUUUCCGGCAGCGAAUACGGAGGAGCGUUGGCCACAUGGUUCCGCGUCCGUUAUCCCCAUCUGGCCCAGGCAGCCUGGUCCUCCAGCGGAUACCACCAUGCUCUGAUGGACUUCCAGGAGUUCUCCGAAGCCUGGGGACAGACCUUGAUCGAUCAUGGUAGCCAGGAAUGCUACAACGACAUCUUUGUCGCUUUCCACGUCAUGCAGAACCUGAUUGAUAUUGGUUUGGGAGAUAUUCUGUACGACAAGUUCAACAUCUGUUCGCCCAUCGAUCCGGAAAACCGCAUCCAGGUGAUGUACUUCUUCAGCGUUCUGAUGACCGCCGUUGAAAUUUACACGCUGCGUAACCAUGAUCUCAACGAUUUCGCUGAUGUCUGCCAAGACAUCACCGAUGACGAUUUCCCAACUGCUUUGGAUGCCUUUGCCAAUUGGUUCAACACCAAGUUCGCCGAAGACAUCGGUUGCGUAGUGACUGACGUUGAUACCAUGGUUGAGGCCUUCAGCCAACCCGCUUGGGAUGAUGCUUUCACCAUGAUGGGUGCCCGUCAGGCCCUGUACCAGAUGUGCAACGAGUUCGGAUGGUUCUUCACGACGGAUUCGGACUUCCAGCCGUUCGGUAGCCGUGUCUACUUGGAGCUGUACUCGGAAACGUGCCGUAUGGUGUUCGGCGAUUGGAUCAGCUACGAGUCGAUCUAUUAUGCUACGCAGCGUGCCAACAAUCGGUUCGGUGGUAACGAUCCCAGAAUCACCGAGGUGCACUUCACCAACGGAGCCGAAGAUCCGUGGCGUAUGAUUAGUAUCACCAGCGACCGCAACGCUUUGGCUUUGGCCGAUGUGAUCCCGAGGGAACUGAGCAGUUCGGAUCUGCCAGCCAUCUCUGAGAACGAUUCCGAGGAACUACAGGAGGUGAAGCGUCGAGUGAAGGCAUUGAUGAGCACUUACCUGUAUCCGGCUAGCCCUCGUAAAAUGGCCAAGUCGGAAGAAGUUGUUGCUUAAAAUUGUAAUGUUUGUAGAUAAAAUAAAGAUGAACCCUUCGUGAAUUUAGGUUUUU
Aedes aegypti (yellow fever mosquito) is the source of this 1707-nucleotide messenger RNA. RefSeq names its product putative serine protease K12H4.7. Gene Ontology annotation, biological process: proteolysis. Gene Ontology annotation, molecular function: dipeptidyl-peptidase activity; serine-type exopeptidase activity. NCBI's taxonomy places the organism in Eukaryota, Metazoa, Arthropoda, Insecta, Diptera, Culicidae. The coding region runs from base 114 to 1652 and encodes 512 amino acids. The transcript has 4 exons. The record is from RefSeq and is a predicted model, not a curated record.